Molecule: messenger RNA, 921 nt
Organism: Cordyceps militaris CM01
Lineage: Eukaryota; Fungi; Ascomycota; Sordariomycetes; Hypocreales; Cordycipitaceae
Exons: 4
Coding region: 1-921 (306 amino acids)
Molecular function (GO): nucleic acid binding
Source: RefSeq, a predicted model, not a curated record
AUGGCUCCCGUUGCCAAGGAAUUCGACAAGAUCAUCAAAGACGGCCGCGAGCGAAAGAAGAAUGAAGCGCUCGCCAGCAAGAUCUUUUCCAAGGGCCGCCGCCAAAGCGCGCCGUCCAAGCUCAAGGCCGCAGCUGGGCCGUCUCUUGCUAGUCGCGUCGGCGUGCGCAAGAUUCCACAGCGCGCCAUUACCUCGGCCCGCCGCGCCAGCGUCCCUGUUGGGAACCUCGACGGCGAAUGGACGCACGAUUUGCACCACACGCUACGAGGUGGUGCGGCCUCUACAUCCCUCGGCGCCCGCGUGACGCUCCCCGGCGGCCAGAAUCUGCCCCGGCGAGCGGCGGCGCGCCAGGCCAAACUGGCCGCGGCCGCCGACGCCAUGGACAUUGACGGCAUCCAGGGCAGCAGCAGCAGGGUCAAGGCUGCGCGCAGCCAUGUCAACGUGCGAGAAUCAGUGGCGCCGCAGCAGGGCAUCUCGAUCCGCGGGCUCGCGGGCCCGUUUGCCGUCAUGGGGCAAAACUUUGCGCCGGGCACGACGCCGGCUGAUGUGGAAAGCGCCAUGACGCCGAUUGGCGGCGAAAUGAUUCGCUGUGCCGUCGUCAAGAUACAGCCGUUUGUCAUGAUGGAAAUGGUGUUUGCGUCCAAGGAGGGCGCGGAGCGCGUCAUUGAGACGUUCAACGACAAGACGGCCGAUGGCCGCAUCCUCAAGGUGUAUCCCAAAGUUGGCGGCUACCAGCCAAGCGGCAGCGCGGGGCAGCAACGCAACCCGCAGGUCGCCGACGGCAGCAGGGUCUUCGCUGGCGCCGACGUGGUGCAGAGCGUGUUUGGCAACAGUAACCAAGCGAGCGGCGACCUAUUUAGUGAUAGAAUGGUUGCUGGGAAGCGUGGUGGCCGUGGCGGUCGUCGCGGAGGACGCGCCUGA